GAUACACACAGAGCAGGAAGCAAAAAAGCUUAUCGUCCUGGUUAUUAUCAUCACCAAGAAUUUGCACUUCGCCCGCUACAUAUUUGCCUCAUUGCCAGGGUUCCCGAAAAUCACUCAGGCCUGUAUUUUCACUCGCCCGUCCACUGGGGUCAUUCGGCACAUGCCAUUUCUCUGAACAAGGACGAGGCAAUAUUACGAAACUAUAGCAUCCAGUACGACCGUCCGAGACAAUUGGUCCAACCAAUUGCGCCGUCGGAUCCCUGCUAGACGCAAAUCCCUCAUACUUCUGACCCCAUAGGGGCCGGCUCUCGUGCUCCACAACUGGCGCGGUUCGGCGCAAGGUACCAUCGCCGAACUAUCUCAGAUAGAUAAUUUUUCUUUUGGACGAGUGUUAUAUUUAUACUUAACUAAGCCCUCACCGCCAUCAAUGACUCAAAGCAACAACCAUCAUCGCCGCACCUCCUCGGGCUCCAAUGUCCCUAAGCUGAGGACCUCCCGGCCGGCUCUACAUCGGAAAGGCACAUCCUUUGUGAACCACUCCAUCUCCAAACUAGGUUCUGGACAGAUCACCAGGCAGUUGGAAUCGGAGGACGACCGGCAGCCCGAAAUGGCGGCCAGCUUUCUCAACUUUUGCGCCAUGUGCGAGAAACAGAUAACAGUGCCUGACAACUCUCUCCUAUAUUGCAGCGAAAGCUGUCGCCGCAAAGACUCUCACAAACCUCUUUCCGCCUCCUUCUCAUCAAACUCCUCGAUGUCUUCUCAAACCACCCCUCCUACCUCUCCUCCUAUGUCUCCUCGGAUAAUUGUAGCACCCAUGACUCCCACGCGAGGUGCCCUCAGAUCGUCGUUCUCUUCCAGGAUAACCGGCGAAUGGAAUGAUGCCAAAACGGAUCAGGAUCCAUCCGAAUGGAAGCCUGUGAUACCAAUGGGAUCUGGUGCAAGUUCUCUGGCGUCCUCGGAAGCUUGGCAGUACUUGUCCCAGUUUCACAGUGAUGAUGCCGUGAUGCCCGCCCGUCGCCCCCGCUUCGAACACCGUAGUUCGACAAGCCUGUCGACGCUCUUUAGUGCCACGGGGCCUGUUCCAUCGCUGAUGCACACCCCGUCUACCGCCGCAUCAUCGCUCAGCAGCAACGGGUCGGAUUAUAUGAGCUAUGCGCAUGACACCGCAUAUCGCCCACUGCCUCCUCGGCACAACCCCUACUUCUCUGGCUGCUCAAGUGCCACGAAGGGGGUUGAGCUGGUAGUGCCCCAUGUUCAUAAUCCCACGGAAGAUGUUUCCGCUGUUGGCAUUUCCAACGACGGUUCGAUUUUCCCUGCCAGUAGUGCGCUGUGGGAUGAGAAGCCUAGUGGAAAGGCACCUACCUUGAGUACGGUCUUGGGUUCUGCAAACUCUGACGUGCCUGCUCGUUCCCUGGAGGAGUCUUUGUGAAGGCUAUUAUCAUGAUUCUACAGCGCUUCAAAGCGACCCAUACUUCCAAGUAUUAGCCGACAUUGCGAGUGCUCAGAUGCUGUGCAUGUGUGCCAUGCAAAGGGCUAAGCUCGGCAUCUUUUUUCUUUUCUGUUAAUGUCCUCUGGUCUUCUGUUUUUAGUCAUUUGGUAAUAUGCAGAAAUUGAGCGGGAAAAGGCAAUAGAGUCAGCAUGAGAGAUACGAAGCGACGGAUGAUAGGCGUGGAAAUGGCACCUUCCUUUCGGAAACUGAGCUCAUAGCGGAUGCUUGGGAUAGAUACUUAAUACCACACGGACUUCGGGCAUUGUAUAGACGAGCAGGGAUUCCUAUAUAGAACUGAACAAGAUUCAAUUGCAUAUACAAAGUGCGCCAAUUAACUUGUGACAUGUCUUGAGACCGAAUC
This is a messenger RNA of Aspergillus ibericus CBS 121593, 1850 nucleotides long. RefSeq lists its product as uncharacterized. The record is from RefSeq and is a predicted model, not a curated record. Lineage: Eukaryota; Fungi; Ascomycota; Eurotiomycetes; Eurotiales; Aspergillaceae. The coding region runs from base 428 to 1429 and encodes 333 amino acids. The transcript has 3 exons.